Molecule: messenger RNA, 951 nt
Organism: Moesziomyces antarcticus
Lineage: Eukaryota; Fungi; Basidiomycota; Ustilaginomycetes; Ustilaginales; Ustilaginaceae
Product: oxidoreductase
Exons: 1
Coding region: 1-951 (316 amino acids)
Molecular function (GO): oxidoreductase activity
Source: RefSeq, a predicted model, not a curated record
AUGUCGAGCUCGCAGAACAAGGACGACGGGGUGAUCACCGCCUACCCCAACUACUAUCCCAAGGGUCAGAUGCAGGAGCUGCCGGGCGAGGACCAGUCGAUGGAGCCGCUGGCCGAGCAUCUCAAGGUGGAAAAGUGGGACGGCGAUGGCAAGCCGUACCUGGAAGAGUACCGGGGCACCGGUAAGCUGCAAGGCAAGUCGGCGAUCAUCACGGGAGGCGACAGCGGCAUUGGACGCAGUGUGGCGCUCUUCUAUGCGCGCGAGGGCGCCAACGUGACGAUUGCCUAUCUUCCGGAAGAGGAGAAGGACGCGGACGUGGUGGAGAAGCUGGUGCGCGAGGCCCCCAUGGGCACCAACGAGAUCCUGCGUGUGCCGAGCAACCUGGAAAACGUCGACGACUGCGAGAAGGUGGUGCAGCAGCAUCUGGACAGGUGGGGCAGCAUCGAUAUUGUGGUCAACAAUGCGUCCAAGCAGGUGCCGUGCGAGCGGUUCGAGGAGAUCGACCUGGGCGUGACGGAGAGCACGUUCCGCAGCAACGUGCUCGGCGCGUUUGCGCUCACCAAGUUUGCGCUGCCGCACAUGAAGCGCGGCUCGACCAUCAUCCAGUCGAGCUCGGUCACGGCGUACAAGGGCAGUGCGGCCAUGAUCGACUACAGCUCCACCAAGGGCGCGCUCGUCUCGUUUACACGCAGCAUGGCCUUCCACCUGGCUCCGCGGGGGAUUCGCGUCAAUGCGGUCGCCCCUGGGCCUGUGUAUACGCCGCUGCAGCCCGCCAGCCGCAGCGAGGACAACAUGGAGGGCUGGGGCAUUGGAGGUGUGCCUCUGCACGGUCGACCCGGCCAGCCCGCCGAGAUGGGCGCCACGUACGUCUACCUCGCCGAUGCGGGCGCGUCGAACAUCAUGACGGGCCAGGUGCUGCACCUUUCGCACGGCUCUUGGUUCGGAUCCUAG